This is a messenger RNA of Drosophila serrata, 3748 nucleotides long. It is a transcript of the gene nAChRalpha5, whose product is annotated as nicotinic Acetylcholine Receptor alpha5. NCBI's taxonomy places the organism in Eukaryota, Metazoa, Arthropoda, Insecta, Diptera, Drosophilidae. Gene Ontology annotation, cellular component: postsynaptic membrane. Gene Ontology annotation, biological process: monoatomic ion transmembrane transport. The record is from RefSeq and is a predicted model, not a curated record. Gene Ontology annotation, molecular function: transmembrane signaling receptor activity; acetylcholine-gated monoatomic cation-selective channel activity.
AUAAAGAAGCUCAACGUGGAAAAGUCUCCUCAAUUGGAAACUUAUCUCGCCAAACUAUUUUGAAAUGCAGUAAAAAAAGAACUUCAAGUUCUGAACGAGAAACUGGAAUACGCACAAGAUUUAUAAAUAUUAUUAAUAACAAUAAGUUAUAACUUAAGAACCAGCUAACGAAACCACAGUUCAAUUGCAACCCCGUUAGGAUCGGAUAUUCCAUAAAAACACUUUGGAUAAGCUGAAAUUAAAUGUUUCAAGUCGACUCGAUACAUUCAUACGCAUAUAUCAAUAUUCGCAUCUAACUAAAUAAUAAUCAUUACCGAACUUAAAUUAAUUGCAUUGACUUCACUACUUAUCAGACAACACAAAUUUUUGGAGACCGAUUUGAUAAAGAAUUUGAUAUAAUUAUAAUACUACGGAACAAGCCGAAAACAAGUUCAACACGCAAUACAAUAAAUUAAAUAUUUAUAAACUAAAACGAACGCUCAACCAGAUCAUCUGAACCCUAAUAUACUGAUCAAAUAGUCUUUUUGAUUCUGAACCAAUUGGGAAGGAAUUCGAAGCCUACUCUUUUGAGCACAGCACAUUAGGAGGCGACGAGUACAUCAAUAGAUACAUAAUGCUACCAAGCACUGCCAUAUACAACUGCAAUUGAUUGCAUAGUGAGAUCUAACAUUUGAAUAGCUCCGCAUUUUUACAAAUCCAUUCGAAGAUAUAGAAUAAUAAUUGAAGGGGAGAACUUUACAAAACAUCGGAGACCAAGAACAAAACGCGAGAAGGAGAAAAGCAACACAGGAACUGUAAAGCAAAUUAAGAAUUUGUAUUUAGAGAGCAUACAAUAGAGUAGCAAAAGCUGCCGCCGGUUUUGCCAAAAGAAAUUCAUGAAAGAAGCACAAAAACGAGGAACGGAAGCUGAAGUGUAAACUUUUAUUGUAAGAAAUCGCAUAAACAGAAUAGAAACACGCUCUUCGGGUUGUAAAGAAAACAAGAAGACAAAAGAAAAGCAUAAUAAUGUUGCAAACAAUAAAACAUAUACUUGCCAUAUUAAUAUAAAACGAAAACGUUGAAAGGCGGCGAAAAUUUCAUAAGAUUAGGGAGUAUUAAGGGCAUCCCAGGUGGACACAACAAAAGGGAAUUACACCCCAUCCCCAGGAGGACAAUGUAAACUGCAGCUGCUGGAUAAGGCCGAAGAACCGAAGAACCGAAGAACCGACGAACCGCAGACCGAACCCAAACCCUAAGCGAACAUAAAUUAUUAUAAUCUAGUAGAAGGCAGAGAACAUAUCCGCUGGCAACAACAAACACCGAAAUAGACUAUGAAAAAUGCACAACUGAAACUGACUGAAGUUGACGAUGAUGAGCUGUGGCUGCCAGUAAGAUUAGCUCACGGUAGCAGCAGCACCUGCAGCAGGAGCAACAGCGACAGCAAGGAAAACAGCGACAGCAGGAGGAGCCACAACCAGCCACUUAGACAACUGAAACCAAGGAGCUUAAGUACAAAACACCAGGACAACAGAGCACACCAGGCACAGGGGCCGCCAGCGACUGACCAGCAUGUAGCCUGCCACACGCGCAGCAAUGACCAGCGGCAGCAGCAACAGCAUCAGCUAGAUAGCAGCAGCAGCAGCAACAUGUUGUCCCCGCAGACAGCAGCAUCAGUUGCAGUUGCAGCAACUCAAAAACCAACAAACAUAAGACUGUGUGCACGCAAGCGAAACAGAUUGCGACGACGACGCAAAAGAAAACCAGCCACACCAAGCGAGGCAGCCACAUCGGCAACCACUAGCAAUAGCAGCAGCAGCAACAGCAGCAACACUAAUCUGCAUCCCACAGCCACCUACAUGCAAUGUCGCACCAGCGAUGACAGCACCAGCAAUCUGAGAUCGAAGCACGACCCCUCGCCUGGCCUGCUGCAGGUGUUGCAGGUGUUUCACGUGUUGCAGGUUGCCCUGCUGGCCCUGCGGCGACUCAGAGGGAGCGUUUUGAGCACCACCGCCUUCAUUUGCCACUUGGGCCGGAGGAGUAGAGGAGGAGCUCAAAGCAGCGGCAGCAGCAGCACGAGGAGCGGCAGCACGCAAAUAAUUAACGGACUUAGUAAACACUCAUGGAUAUUUUUAUUGAUAUAUUUGAAUUUAUCUGCUAAAGUUUGCCUAGCAGGAUAUCAUGAAAAGAGACUGUUACAUGAUCUUUUGGAUCCUUAUAAUACACUAGAACGUCCCGUUCUCAACGAAUCGGACCCGUUACAAUUAAGCUUUGGUUUAACUUUAAUGCAAAUUAUCGAUGUGGACGAGAAAAAUCAAUUGCUAGUCACGAAUGUGUGGUUGAAACUGGAGUGGAACGACAUGAAUCUGCGCUGGAACACCUCCGACUACGGCGGAGUAAAGGAUCUGCGCAUACCGCCGCACCGCAUCUGGAAGCCGGAUGUCCUGAUGUACAACAGUGCCGACGAGGGGUUCGAUGGAACCUACCAGACGAACGUGGUGGUGCGGAACAACGGAUCCUGCCUGUACGUGCCGCCGGGGAUCUUCAAGUCGACGUGCAAGAUCGACAUCACGUGGUUCCCCUUCGACGACCAGCGCUGCGAGAUGAAGUUCGGCAGCUGGACCUACGACGGAUUCCAGCUGGAUUUACAAUUACAAGAUGAAACUGGCGGUGAUAUCAGCAGUUACGUGCUCAACGGCGAGUGGGAACUACUGGGUGUGCCUGGCAAGCGUAACGAGAUCUAUUACAACUGCUGCCCGGAACCCUAUAUAGACAUCACCUUCGCCAUCAUCAUCCGCCGCCGGACGCUGUACUAUUUCUUCAACCUGAUCAUACCCUGUGUACUGAUUGCCUCGAUGGCCCUCCUCGGAUUCACCCUGCCGCCGGAUUCGGGUGAAAAAUUAUCGCUGGGUGUUACCAUCUUGCUCUCUCUGACCGUGUUCCUCAAUAUGGUUGCCGAGACAAUGCCGGCCACAUCCGAUGCAGUGCCACUGUUGGGUACAUAUUUCAAUUGCAUAAUGUUUAUGGUAGCUUCAUCCGUUGUGUCAACGAUUUUAAUAUUAAAUUAUCAUCAUCGAAAUGCUGAUACGCACGAAAUGUCCGAAUGGAUUCGCAUCGUGUUUUUGUGCUGGCUGCCAUGGAUCCUGCGAAUGAGUCGACCGGGGCGACCGUUGAUCCUGGAAUUUCCGACCACGCCCUGCUCGGAUACGUCCUCCGAGCGGAAGCAUCAGAUCCUAUCCGAUGUUGAGCUGAAAGAGCGCUCGUCGAAAUCACUGCUGGCAAAUGUCCUGGACAUCGACGAUGACUUCCGUCACAACUGCCGCCCCAUGACGCCCGGCGGAACACUGCCACACAAUCCGGCUUUCUAUCGCACGGUUUACGGACAAGGCGACGAUGGCAGCAUUGGGCCAAUUGGCAGCACCCGGAUGCCGGAUGCGGUCACCCAUCACACGUGCAUCAAAUCGUCAACAGAAUAUGAACUAGGUUUAAUCUUAAAGGAGAUCCGCUUUAUAACUGAUCAGCUACGUAAAGAUGACGAGUGCAAUGACAUUGCCAAUGAUUGGAAAUUUGCAGCUAUGGUCGUUGACAGACUGUGCCUUAUCAUAUUCACAAUGUUCACAAUAUUAGCCACAAUAGCUGUACUACUAUCAGCACCACAUAUUAUUGUCUCGUAGCCAUAUGGGCGAGGUGGUUAUUGUUAUUGGUUUUAUUAUAAAAUCAAUUUGUUAAUUAUUAAAUUAAUAACGAAACUUUUUAAGUAACUUAAACCAAA